This is a messenger RNA of Fusarium graminearum PH-1, 417 nucleotides long. RefSeq lists its product as uncharacterized. The record is from RefSeq and is a predicted model, not a curated record. The transcript has a single exon. Lineage: Eukaryota; Fungi; Ascomycota; Sordariomycetes; Hypocreales; Nectriaceae. The coding region runs from base 1 to 417 and encodes 138 amino acids.
AUGACUGAGGCUUUUGGGAAUUACCGGUCAAAUGAGGGACAUUUCGGUACCACCACCGUAAAAUGUCGAAGAUGUACGCUGCAAGACUACCUUGAUAUGUGGACAAUGACGGCCCGCGCCAAAACCGGAUGCCACAGGCUUUGGGCAAUGAGCGGCACUUUGAGAGGUUGCUGCGACGAGUCUACAGAUGAUAUUAUUUUGGCCAAAACAAGAGAACCAGAUCUUGAGCGGCGACAAAAGGAACAUCGCGACUUUUUAGACGCGUUGUGGACCAAAAAACCGUUGGAAUAUGCCAAUCCAGACUGGAAGGGAAGACUCUCUUCGACUGUGACUUAUUAUAUCCAGGUACCUGUCACAAACUCAGAGACAGAGGUAGAUACAGACUCGGACUCAUAUUCGUGGCUCAGCUCAGAGUAA